Hevea brasiliensis (rubber tree) is the source of this 1206-nucleotide messenger RNA. Its product is annotated as receptor-like protein Cf-9 homolog. The transcript has a single exon. The record is from RefSeq and is a predicted model, not a curated record. Gene Ontology annotation, molecular function: protein binding. Lineage: Eukaryota; Viridiplantae; Streptophyta; Magnoliopsida; Malpighiales; Euphorbiaceae. Bases 1 to 1206 code for a protein of 401 amino acids.
AUGACCAGAGUCUUACCUUGCUCAAAUUCAAGGAAACCUUUUCCAUCGCAAGUGCUCCUUCUACCUGGUAUUCCCCUUACCCCAAGCCUUAUCCCAAGACAGUCUUGGAAAGAGGGCUCAGAUUGCUGCUCGUGGGAUGGGAUUACCUGUGACAUAGAAACAGGUAAUGUAAUUGGCCUUGACCUUUCUAAUAGCUUGCUCUAUGGUACCAUCUAUUCCAACAAUCCUCUUUUCCUCCUUCAUCAUCUCCAAAAACUCGACCUCUCCUGCAAUGAUUUCAACAAUUCACACGUGUCGCCUCAGUUUGGCCAGUUUUUGAAUUUAACUUAUCUUAACCUAAGCACUUCCAAUUUUGUAGGCGAACUUCCUUCAGAAAUUUCUUAUCUGUCAGGUUUGGUAUCUCUUGAUCUUUCUUGGAAUUAUGAUUUGAGACUACAAAACACUUAUUUUAAGAAGCUUGUUCAAAACCUAACCCAGUUAGAGGAAUUGGACUUGAGUUUGGCAAACAUGUCUUUGGUUGUGCCUAGUUCCUUGAUGAAUAUGUCUUCUUCUUUGACAUCUCUCAAACUCGAGUAUCGUCAAUUGCAAGGGAAAUUCCUAGAUAUCAGUCAUCUAUUUGAAUUGACUUUGCUCUUUCUUUCUGGGAACGAUCAUUUGAUAGUAGAAACUGCUUAUUUUAAGAAGCUUGUUCAAAAACUAACCCAGUUACAAGAAUUGGACUUGAGUGGUGUAAACAUGUCUUGGGUUAUACCAAGUUCCUUGAUGAAUUUGUCUUUUUCUUUGACAUCUCUCAAACUCAGCGAAAGCCAUUUGCAAGGGAAAUUCCCAAAUAUCAGUCAUCUAUCCAAAUUGGUUUCAUUGGACCUCUCCCAUAACAAUUUUAUUGGUCAAAUUCCAUCAUCACUUGGAAGCUUUAAGGAACUCUGUUCAUUGGACCUCGCCUAUAACAAUUUUAAUGGCGAGAUUCCCUUCUCAUUUGGAAACCUUAAACAGCUUGAUACUUUGUCCCUCUACAGCAACAAUCCAAGUGGUCAAAUUCCAUCCUCACUUGGAAGCCUUAAGAAACUUUCCUCAUUAUACCUCUCCAAUAAUAAUUUUAAUGGUGAGAUUCCCUCCUCAUUUGAAAACCUUAAACAACUUGAUACUUUGGACCUCUACAACAAUAAUCUCAGUGUUCAAAUUCCAUUCUCACUUGGAAGCUUUUAG